Molecule: messenger RNA, 1190 nt
Organism: Aspergillus ibericus CBS 121593
Lineage: Eukaryota; Fungi; Ascomycota; Eurotiomycetes; Eurotiales; Aspergillaceae
Product: RmlC-like cupin
Exons: 4
Coding region: 411-803 (130 amino acids)
Source: RefSeq, a predicted model, not a curated record
GUUUCAACGUCCGAACCACUUAUCUGGCCCACCACACACAUCUUGCCUCUUGGCAAUCGCGUCUGAGCGACUCACAUUCAGCACGGUGGGCUAACCAAGCCCAGACAUGAGCUUGGCACGCGACCGUAUAGAUGAGCUGUGUUGAAUUGAGGAACAGAAAUCAUUCCACAACUUUAGCUGUAUCUCAUCUUCAGACGUUGCGGCUACUGUGUCUGAGAGAUUCAGGGCUACUCGGCCGAUGCUAGGCAGAAAUAUUCGCGAUAUAAUCUUGAAUCUUCGCAUGAGUGGACGAUGAUGUCAUCGCAUGAUUCAGCAUGGUGGGGUUGCAUCGACGCAUAUAAAAUCCCAAAGCAGAUGUGGGAGAUUCCUGCAAACACAUUGACAGUGUCGGUUGACUUCGGAUCUGCAAAAUGGCUAACACAGUCGACGUGACGCGAGCUUCUGAGCUGAAUGAAGCCACCGGAGGUCAUACAGAGGGGAUGGUUCGCAAGGGAGCGAUUGUUGACAAGUCAGAUCAGCUAUGCGCAUUAGUCAUGUGCGCCCAGCCACAUUCCUCGUCAGCCGUUCACCAUCACGGUGAGCAAGACACGGUGGUAUAUGCCGCCAAAGGCCGCGGUUCUAUCGUCUUCGAUGGUGGCAAGCAGCGGAAAGACCUUGCCCCGGGUGAUUUUGCCAUCAUUCCUGCGUACACUGAACACCAGGAAGUGAACCCAUCUGAUCAAGAUGUGGAAUGGAUUAUCACCCGAGCCGGUCGGAAACCCGUCACGGUCAACCUGGACGGGUGGAGUAACGCGUCCAGCUAAGCUGGGGGACUUUAUGUAGAUAUGACUGCUCAGUAUGAUGCUUAUACGUGUAUUACCCCGAGAAUCCUCACUGAGGGCUAUUUUUGAUGUCCUGCACCUCGGAGUGCUGGUUAUCUCAAUUCACUCCACACAUCUAAUUACUCCACUUAGUCGAUCUUGACUGUUUGUUGUUUACGAAGCGCUGAGUAACUCUAGGUUUGCUCCUAGCCUCCUACUAGGUCUGUUGCCAGCCCGUUCGCUUCUCAUUGGUCUAAAAAUUUCACCAAUUCAGCUUCUUAUUGGCUUUUAUUUUUCAUGGAUAACGUGACUUUUGUUCUGCCGUUUCUCUCCGUUGUUUUUUUUACUUCCAGCUUACUUUUCUGAAUAGCUUCAGAGGCCCUACGUGAG